Molecule: messenger RNA, 1458 nt
Organism: Dioscorea cayenensis subsp. rotundata (Guinea yam)
Lineage: Eukaryota; Viridiplantae; Streptophyta; Magnoliopsida; Dioscoreales; Dioscoreaceae
Product: basic leucine zipper 23-like
Exons: 2
Coding region: 448-1113 (221 amino acids)
Biological process (GO): regulation of transcription by RNA polymerase II; DNA-templated transcription
Molecular function (GO): RNA polymerase II cis-regulatory region sequence-specific DNA binding; DNA-binding transcription factor activity, RNA polymerase II-specific
Source: RefSeq, a predicted model, not a curated record
UCGCAAAGGAGAAAAAUAGCUUUGAAAAAUCUCACAAAAAAUGAAUUUUUAAAUUGGAAAAAAAAAAUCCAUGUUUUGAGAAUAAGAGAAAAAAAAAAAACAGUGUUUGCCUUUUCAUAUUCCAAUCAAAUCAAUCCUGUGUUCACCUUUGAUUCCUCUCCCUUCCUUAUGGUUCUGCUUCCCUGACAGGACUCCUCUUCUUGAACCCUAGAUGCUCUGUUUGCCCUUUUCCAAGUGCUGUUCAUGCGCAAAAGUUGAAUUUUGAUGCUUCAGUUCCACUACUUGACCUCAACGUCAAUCUCGGUAUUCAUCUAAUCUCGCAAAGAUGCUCCUUUUGGCUUAAGUUCUGUCAAUUCUGAUAUUACUGAGUUGGCAGGAGGAAAUUGGAGGAUUAAUUUUGUAUGCUUAUGAGGUGAUGUUGAGCUCAAGGAAUUUAGUCUGAGAGCGAUGGAGUCUGUGGAUGAAGGAGAAGUUGAUCUUCAAGCUCAAAUACUUCUAUCAAACACUGACAUGCAAAGUAGCUUUGAUGAGUUUUUAAGAAACACAACAACAUGCACACACACUCACACCUGCAACCCCCCGGGGCCUUCGACAGCAAACCACACGCAUACUUGUUACCACACUCAUACUCAAGUGUUUGCCACUAGUGAAGGAGAAGGAGAUGAUGAGGGAGAAGCCAAGAAGCCACGGAAACCAUUGGGGAACCGAGAGGCUGUGAGGAAGUAUAGGGAGAAGAAGAAGGCGCACGCCGCCUAUUUGGAAGAGGAAGUGAAGAAACUGCGACUGUUGAAUCAGCAACUUUUGAAGAAAUUGCAAGGACAUGCUGCAUUAGAAGUCGAGGUGGUUCGAUUGAGAAGUCUUUUGGUUGAUAUCCGAGCGAAGAUUGAUGGUGAAUUAGGUGCUUAUCCUUUUCAGAGGCAAUGCAGCAGCAAUGGCAAAGUUUUUCGGUGCAGUUCUGAUUCACAAUGCGUCCAUGAAACUCCUGCCGUUGUCGGUUGGGAAGGAGGCUGCAUGCCUGCUAUCAUCAAUUGCCAAAGUGGGCAGAAUUUAGAAGUUGUGAACUCCAUGGAUGUCUUCGGAAGCUUGGUCUCGUCUUCAUCUCAAGCAGAAUAAAUUUCUCUUCUGAAAGAACAAGGUCCUUGACUCUGAGCUCCUUCAAUUUAUAUUUUUACUGAGUUGUGUCUUGAAAUUUUGAGUGAAGUUAUUAGUGGUAUAUAAUAAACUGGAGUGAAGUGUUUUGCAGGGUGUGAUGUACAGGCGUGACUUAUAUAUAAUGAUAAUUACUUACAGUCAGGAAUUCCAUAAGGGUUCUUGUUUAACCAUAUGUUCAUUAAAACUUCUAGCAGUAUAGGUUCACUCUUUUCGAUUGUAUAUUACAAUUGUAAUUAGACAAUCUUCUUUUUUACGAAAAGAAAUUAUUGAAUGUAUACCAAGCGCCCAAUUUUCGUGUCCAGUGUG